Molecule: messenger RNA, 1034 nt
Organism: Ceratina calcarata
Lineage: Eukaryota; Metazoa; Arthropoda; Insecta; Hymenoptera; Apidae
Gene: CPR28
Product: cuticular protein 28
Exons: 3
Coding region: 13-411 (132 amino acids)
Cellular component (GO): chitin-based extracellular matrix
Molecular function (GO): structural constituent of chitin-based larval cuticle
Source: RefSeq, a predicted model, not a curated record
AUAAAGCCAGAGAUGCGCCGUGAAUCCUUGGUAUCACGUAUCGGUCGUCGUUUAAGGACGAAAGGAGUACCAAUUAUCCGUAAACGAAGACGUUCUACAAUGAAGACGAUUAUCAUCUUCGCGAUAGCGAUAGCGGGAGCUCUGGCGGCACCCCAGAAUCCAAAUGACAUCACGAUCAUAAAGCAAGAAGAAUCGAAUAAUAUUGGGGUGGGUGGUUAUCACUUCAGUUACGAACAGAGCGACGGACAAAAGAGGGAAGAAACCGCUGAAUUGAAGAACGAGGGAACGGACGACGAAUCCCUCGACGUUACUGGCAGUUUCACCUUCACGUCACCGGACGGGCACACGUACAGGGUUGACUACACCGCCGACAAGGAUGGUUUCCACCCCACUAUCAAUCUCGUUAAAUAAGAAUGUCUGAGAACUUAAGUUCCGUGGUAACAUUGUCUAGGACCUAGGAUUUUCCGACCAUCGGCAUACGCCAAUAUAAAAAGUGCAUUAGGAUAUUGCAUAGAUAUAAGUAGACUUUACAAUCGUGUGGCACACGAUUCGCUACUCAACAUUUUUAAAAAUAUUGAGCACAGAUUUAAAAUGGAUUGCAUCUUUCCUGAAUAUUGUUCAUUAUUGAAAUAUGUAUAUCCAGUACAUUUUUAUUCCAAUUUGCGACUUGAAGCAGAAAUAUUACUGAUCGAAACAAUAUAUGCAAUCGUUCGAUACAGCAAAGAAGUGUUGAGCUAUGAGGAAAUGGAAAAUGAUAAAAGAUUAUCAUAAAUGUUACGAGUGAAACGUGUGCCAACGUGUAAAGCAAGUUACUUUACAUAAUUUUGAUCAGAAACUACUGAUAAACAUUUUGAACGAGAGGCGUUACAAGUUCCAUUUUAUGAGAGGCGACGACGAAGCGCUCAUUCACCCAAUUUAGAAUACUAAAUAUGUGAAUACGAGUAAACAAUUUUUGUAUACAAAUAUUUACCGUAUGCAUGUAACAAAGCACCGCUCGCGUAAAUAAAUACGUACACAAAUAAAACGCAUGUUCA